AUGUCCGUAGAUGGUGUAGCAGCUGUAGAUGAAAUUGAGAGCAAUGAAAUUGGUGAUGAACUUCAACAAGAUGAAACAAUUGUUUCGCAUGCUGGGGAAGAAUCACAAAAAAAUCAAGAUCCAGAAGAACAUGAGAAAGAAGGUUUUCGUAUCAAUAAAAAAAGAAAAACUUCAAGUGUUUGGAAUGAUUUUGAAUCUGUUACAGUGGCGGAUGGAAGUAAAAAGGCAAAGUGCAAGCAUUGCUCUUCUUUUUUAUCAAUAUGCAAAGGGUCUACAACAAGUCUUUUGCGACACAGUACAAACUGCAUAAAAAAGAAGAUAAAUUUGAGAGAAGCCGAACGACAAAUGAAGCUAAACUAUUUGCCAAGUGACUCAGGUUCAAAUUCUCUCCCUUAUUUACAUACUGGAAAAUUUGAUAUGGAACAAAUGAGAGAGGCAUCUGCUAAUUGGUGGGGUAUUGAGAAUAAAUUUGUAACAAUUACUGUUGACAAUGCUUCUAAUAAUGAUGUAGCUAUUCGAUGGAUUAGGGUGAUUGAAGAUAUAAUUGGUGAUAUUCGAGAAGGCGUGAAAUAUGUUAAUCGCUCAGAGGCAAGGCGUGUACAAUUUGAUGAGUGUGUGCAACAAUUGCAGUUAAAAGAUCAGAAAUUGAUUCGUGAUUGCAAAACAAGAUGGAACUCUACAUUUGAGAUGUUAAGUUGUGAACUCAAAUUUAAAGAAGCUUUCAAAAUGUUCAAUGAACGCGAUCCUUUCUAUGAUUGUUGCCCUUCAGAAGAAGGUUGGGUGAAGGCACGGAAAAUUUGCUCACUGUUAAAAAAAUUUUGGACAGCAACACACAUCAUUUCAGGUAGUGAAUAUCCCACUUCUAAUUUGUUUCUUCAAGAAGUUCAAAAAAUAAAAUCUACCUUGGAUGGGCAUGUGAAUGAUGAGGAUUCUUUUAUUAAAGAAUUGGUUUUGAAAAUGAAGACAAAAUUUGACAAGUAUUGGGGUGAGUGCAAUUUGUUGAUGGCUUUAGCUGCAGUUCUUGAUCCAACCAAAAAAAUGUUAGCAGUUGAGUUUUGUUUUCCAAAACUUUAUUCCCAUGGUGAUGUCCAAAGAAAUAUUUGUAAGGUUAAAGAUGCUCUUGUUAGCCUUUAUGAUGUCUAUGUUGCUGAAAAUGCUUGUGAAAGGAUUUCUCGUUCAUUCCAUUUGGAAAAUAUUGGCUCUUCCAAUUCUAAUACGACUCAACGUGAUUCUUCCUCCAAUUGGGAUGACUUUGAUGCUUAUUGUGCGGAAAUUGACACUUCAGAGCCUUCAAAAUCUGAAUUAUUAGACUAUCUCGAAAAGGGUUGUUUGAAGAAGAGUGAAAUUCCUAAAGAUUUUUCAUGUUUAGAUUGGUGGAAAAUGAAUAAACUACAAUAUCCAGUGUUAUCAAAAAUGGCCGCUGAUAUUUUAGCUAUUCCAGUAAGUUCGGUAGCUUCCGAAGCAACAUUAAGUGCUGGGACGAGGGUCAUUGAUUCUUAUCGUUCAUCACUUUCCCCAGAGACGGUGCAAGUUCUUCUAUGUGGAGGAGAUUGGCUUCGACAUUUGCAUGGAGUGAAAAAAAAUACGAGGGUGAAAUGA
This is a messenger RNA of Impatiens glandulifera, 1599 nucleotides long. Its product is annotated as zinc finger BED domain-containing protein RICESLEEPER 2-like. The transcript is spliced from 4 exons. The record is from RefSeq and is a predicted model, not a curated record. Bases 1 to 1599 code for a protein of 532 amino acids. Gene Ontology annotation, molecular function: DNA binding; protein dimerization activity. Lineage: Eukaryota; Viridiplantae; Streptophyta; Magnoliopsida; Ericales; Balsaminaceae.